CCAGCUUUUUUUUUUUGCUUGUCACCUGCUGGAAGCCGUCACCGGAAGCGGAGGGGCGGGAGCCGCCCCGAGCGGAAAUGACGCAGUUCCUUCCGGGAGAACACGGAAAGGAUGGCGGAAUCUGGUCCUGGCGCCCGGCGUCCUCGUCGUUCCCGGGAUGACGGGGAGUCUGGGGCCGCGACUCCCAACCUGCCGAGGGAUAUGUCUAACAUGUCAUUCGAGGAGCUGUUGGAAUUACAGAGCCAAGUGGGGACCAAGGCAUACAAGCAGUUGGUUGCUACAGCUGGCACUAAGAAGCAGGACUCCAGACCACGUGUCCAAAAUGCGUGUGUUGCUGAUAAGCACAAACCCCUGGAAAUGUCGGCCAAGGUCCGGGUGCCGUUUCUACGUCAAGUUGUACCGGUCAGCAAAAAGGUUGCCCGGGAUCCUCGCUUUGAUGAUCUCUCAGGAGAAUAUAAUCCCGAGGUGUUUGACAAGACGUAUGAGUUCUUGAAUGACAUCCGAACUAAGGAGAAAGAGCUCGUGAGAAAGCAGUUGAAGAAGCACCGUUCUGGGGAGGAGCAUGAGAAGCUGCGGCAGCUGCUUCAGCGGAUGGAACAGCAGGAAAUGGCUCAGCAGGAGCGGAAGCGGCAACAGGAGCUGCGCCUGGCCCAGAAGCAGGAGCGGCGGGUGCAGGCCCAGCAGGGCCACCGGCCCUACUUCCUGAAGAGAUCUGAGCAGCGCCAGUUGGCCCUGGCUGAGAAAUUCCAGGAGCUGAAGCGCAGCAAGAAACUAGACAGCUUCUUGAGUCGCAAGCGGCGGCGGAACGCGGGCAAGGACAGGAGGCGUCUCCCUGUGAGCAAGGAGUAGCCCGGAGCUGUCCUACAGGCAUGGCCAAAGCUCCCAGCAAGGGCCAGUGCUGCCCUUGAAAGAACUACACAGAGAAGUCCUGAGGAUGCUCGGUCUGCCCCAGGGCUGCCCCCAGGACGUGGCACUACAGCUGUCCGCCAGCUUGGGUCCACUCCUUCAGCCUGGGCCCUGUCUUUGCCAAUGGUUCCAGUUCAGAAGAGAUGUAGUGGAGUCUGUUCAGGGCUCCCAGGACUGAGACUUCAUGUAGGAGCCACUUCAUUAAGUUUUGUGACCAUUUAUAUGUAUAUAUAUAUAUAUUUUCCCUAAUCACUGCGCUUUUUUUUUUUUUAUGAAACUUGGGGAUGUAUAUGGCUGGGAGAGGUAGGUACCUUUUGCCACAGGAUCCUCAGGGUCAACAAGUGCUGGCCAGAAGAAGCAGUUCCCAGCUAUUGCCCUCAGCGCCGCUGACAAGGCUGAGGAAGCGCUGAAGGAGUGGAGGGCAAAGCCCGAGCAGGGAGAAACAUCGCAGUGUGGACCCGGGAGGGGUCCUCCCUGCUUUGCCUUGGUCACUGCAAGGGUGUGCUGGGGGAGCAAGCACUUGUUCUGUGCAUUGUGGGAGGGGGACCAUUUCUUCCCUCCGAAUUUGUGGUGUGAAGUUUCCCAAGCAUGCAAAGGGGUUCCAAUGAUGGUGGCUACAAUAAAUCAUCAAUGUCCACCUUGAGAUGGCGCUGGCCAGGGCCAGUGUGUGGAGUCACUGGCAGCCUGUGUAAGUGCAGUUGAGAGACUUGGCUACUCCCUGCUAAUACACCCAGAAAAGCAGUGGAAGAUGGCACAAGUGUUUGGGUCCAUGCCACCAAUAGGGGAAACCUGGAUGCAGCCUGACUACCCUGGCUGUUUAUGCUCAUUUGGGAAAUAAACUGGUGGGUGAAA
This is a messenger RNA of Ochotona curzoniae (black-lipped pika), 1758 nucleotides long. It is a transcript of the gene RRP36, whose product is annotated as ribosomal RNA processing 36. The transcript has 7 exons. Gene Ontology annotation, biological process: maturation of SSU-rRNA from tricistronic rRNA transcript (SSU-rRNA, 5.8S rRNA, LSU-rRNA). NCBI's taxonomy places the organism in Eukaryota, Metazoa, Chordata, Mammalia, Lagomorpha, Ochotonidae. The record is from RefSeq and is a predicted model, not a curated record. Gene Ontology annotation, cellular component: nucleolus; 90S preribosome. The coding region runs from base 112 to 849 and encodes 245 amino acids.